CCACUGAAUCAGAAUGGGUGACAGGCAGCUGAGGCAGCUGGCUCGCAGGCUGUGGCGUGCAGUCCUGUUUGAGGACCGACAUGUGCUGUGCAUCAACAAAUGGCCGCAGUUGGUGGUGCAAGGAGGGACGAACGAGCCAUCCAUUGCAAGGGCGCUGCCAUACCUAGCACAGGAGUUACCACCCAAAGGGAGCAGUGGCAGAAAGCUUGUGGGGCCAAAUCAUGACUUUGCGCCAAGCAUUGUUCAUCGCCUUGACAAGGACACAACAGGCGUCACCGUGAUUGCCAAACACGCCGGGGCUGCUCGUAUCCUCAACAACCUUUUUGCCGAACACCAGGUGGACAAGCGCUACCUGGCCAUGACCCUUGGUGCACCUUAUCCUGAGAAAGGCCGGCUCGACUUUCCCAUCGGCACAAACAAAGACACAGGCGCAACAGCAUGCAUCACACCAACUAUGAGCGCAGAUGAGCGGAGUGCGCUGACGAAUGUUGUGGAUGCCGCCACCAACUAUCGUGUCAUCGACAACAUCGACCACCACAUCGCACUCGUCGACCUGAAACCCCACACCGGCAGGAAACAUCAGCUCCGCGUCCACUGCGCCCAAGCACUUCACUGCCCGAUCGUCGGUGACAACAAAUACGGCCCAGGUGUCACGCCCUGGCUCUCCCUCGCCAUGCGCACACCAUCCAAGACGAAGAGGAAAGAGCUGUGGUCGCCCCCGCUGUUCCUUCACGCUGCACGCAUCACCAUCCCAAGAUACGCGGACCACUUUGCAGAGAUUGACGACAAUUCAAAGACCCUGAAACCGCGGUUGGAUGUGUCGUGUCCGCUACCGCCCUGGUUCGACGAGGUCGCACAACGUCUCAAACUCCGCCUUCCACGAUCCACAACCUGAUGGCAGGGGUCUGACUUUGCUCGCGUGCUUAAUGCGCACCACACACACACACACACACACACACACACACACACACAC
This is a messenger RNA of Salpingoeca rosetta, 973 nucleotides long. RefSeq lists its product as uncharacterized. The record is from RefSeq and is a predicted model, not a curated record. Gene Ontology annotation, molecular function: pseudouridine synthase activity; RNA binding. NCBI's taxonomy places the organism in Eukaryota, Choanoflagellata, Craspedida, Salpingoecidae. Gene Ontology annotation, biological process: pseudouridine synthesis. The transcript is spliced from 9 exons. Bases 14 to 895 code for a protein of 293 amino acids.